Molecule: messenger RNA, 825 nt
Organism: Ostrea edulis (European flat oyster)
Lineage: Eukaryota; Metazoa; Mollusca; Bivalvia; Ostreida; Ostreidae
Exons: 5
Coding region: 79-504 (141 amino acids)
Source: RefSeq, a predicted model, not a curated record
GUGAACCAGUACCAGAACGUGGACCAUCAGAACGUGUGAAGGUCCCUCAGAACACAACUGGAGAGGAACAGGGGAAACAUGGCUCAUAAACUGAAUGUCUACGAUACUGAAAGACAAGAGGAAGAUCCACCGAAAAGUGUUGAAGAUGGCCAUACAAUUUCUAAACCAAAGCAGCAAACGACGUUUUACGCAGGAAGGAAACGGGUCCCUCGGGGAAAAGGUACGAUUUCGCAACAUCGCCGUAUUGCAAGUGGUGUCCGUGACAUUGCAAGACGCCCGCCAGCUGGCUCCAUAAAUAAUGAUAGACUCGUAAAGCAGGAGACUGAGGAUUACCAAAAGUACGCAAAUGAGAAUAAAGAGCGACUUCUGAAACUGGAGAAAAAACAAAUCUUCACGGACAUAAUGUACCGUAUAUUAGAAUCCCAUUUAGAGAAACUGGAAAUGCAAUUUAAUCAACUUGGUUUGCGGGAGGAAAACGAAAUGAACAUACGUCAUGGGGCAUGACAAAGAGCGAGGUUGAGAACACGUGUACUUAACUGCAGUUUUAUAGUCAUUGUAUCGAUCCCUUGUUUUAUCAUAUACCCAUCAAUAAUCCGUGUUUUAAUACUGUAAACUUCACAAAGUCUGAUCCGAUUUUCAUGUCUCUCUGAAACUGAUGAUGUCACAAUGUUUGUGGAAAGUAAUUACAUGUCACCGCAUCACGAAUAAAAACUGCAUCCAUAAAACAUAAUUCAGCUGUAUAUUUGUCUUUUUGGUAAUUAGGAAUGUAUACAUUGUAUUAUAAUUGUGUAUUCAAAAUACAUCCAGGUGUUUAUAUUAAAUCUA